Molecule: messenger RNA, 996 nt
Organism: Theileria orientalis strain Shintoku
Lineage: Eukaryota; Apicomplexa; Aconoidasida; Piroplasmida; Theileriidae
Exons: 2
Coding region: 1-996 (331 amino acids)
Source: RefSeq, a predicted model, not a curated record
AUGAAGUUCUUAGGCUUUUACGGCGUCUUCACUGGAGUACUAGUGGCAGUGCUGAGAGCGCACAGGGUACUAGGAGACUCUCCGAUUGAAGAGUUUGGUAAAAAAGGAGGUGGAGAAUUUAAAUUUAAUGUGAUUAGGGAAGUAAAUAUGUUUUUUAAUGAGAUCAUGUACUUCUUAGACCAGGCUGAAUGGGUGUCAGAAGAAGACAUAGAGUAUAUGCUAAAACUGCUUGACCAUUAUAAACAGAGGUUGUUUCAAGAACUGAGCGAUAAAGCAUUGGAAUUAGAAAUAAAUAAGGAUACACUGGAACUAAAUGAAUAUAGAAAAUUAGUAAAUGAAUUUAGAAUAUCUGAGAGUGAAGAAAAUGAAAUUGGUAAAAAAAAUAAAAAAACUAAAAAUGAUAAAACAAAUGAUACAAUAGAAAAAAGUGAUGGAAUACAAAAAUUAAAAGAAAAAGAUGGAAUGGGAAAACAUGAAAUUAAAAGUGAGGAUGAAGUAGCAAUAGAAGAGAAAGAUGGAAAUAUAGUGGAUAAGAGUGAACUGAGAGGAAGUAGUUCAAAAAAGGAAGAAAAGGAUGAAAGAAAGAUAGAAAGAGAUAUAAGGGGUAGAAAAUUGAAAGAAACCGAGGGGAAUGGGAAUGGAGAGAGACAAGCGAAAGUGGAGGAGUUGAAAGGUAGAAAACGAAACGGGGCUCUAUCACCCAUUGAUGAGAAGUUCAAUGAGUCAGACACGGAAGAUGAGGAACAACAAGAACAGUAUGGAAAGCUGGACGUGUUGCCGGCGAGGGAGGUGAACAGGAUCAGAGACAAAAUGGACUCAAUCAGCGAGGAGAUGGGCACUCUGGAGGAGAAGCUGAAGGAGCUGGUGAGGAUUCAAGGCGUGGUCAACAGCCUGAAGGACCAGCUGGAGGAGCACCUGCGGCUCCAGCAGGCGAGUGCGCUGAGUGGGCAGUUUCCAGAGCUCGGAGGAGACCAGGCAAGUGUCAGUGCCAAGUAA